This is a messenger RNA of Dermacentor silvarum, 2196 nucleotides long. RefSeq lists its product as uncharacterized. The coding region runs from base 1 to 2196 and encodes 731 amino acids. The transcript has 2 exons. The record is from RefSeq and is a predicted model, not a curated record. NCBI's taxonomy places the organism in Eukaryota, Metazoa, Arthropoda, Arachnida, Ixodida, Ixodidae.
AUGGUUAAAAAAGAGAAGCAGAAUAGCAUGGCUCUACACCUGGUCGACAUGGAAGGCAUCUGUAGCCGCCACACCGGACUCAGCGUGGACUACAAGAAACCAUGUACAGCUGGCUCAAGCCGGCUGUGUCAUGUCUGCAAAAACACCGCCGCCUGGAAUGGCUUCUUCAUAAACGUCGGCCUCGAAGUUCGAGAGGGGAGCUGUGGAGCACUGUUUCUUCUUGGAGCAGGUGAAGGCAUGACGACAGCUAACAUGGCCACGGAGGAAGAGAAGGCGCAGGCGGCCACGUUGCUCUAUUGGCUGCUAACUCAACACAGGUGCGUCGUGAAGGCGACCAUCACCGAUGACGUCUUCGGAGGCCACGAGCAGGUCGUGUGCCGUGCUCUCAGCGACAGCGUGGGCAAGAUCUCGGCGCUGACGUUGCUGCAAUCCUCGGAAAGGACAGUAGUGAGCAAUGCUCUCGUCACAACUGUCCGUUCCAUGAAGCAGCUGGUGGAACUGAACCUAAUGAUCGACACGCCGGAGCAGUUAGCCCAACUUGGGCCUCUGCUUGGGACAAGCUCUUCCUUGAAGGUGCUUCGCGCCGUCCAAGUCAAGACGCGGCUGGAUGGAACCAAAGAAUUUUGGGAAGGCAUUUACAAAACCACAGGUCUAUCCUCCAUCUCUCUCACGACAGGGAUUCUUCAAGCUUUAUGCGGCAUCAGAUGGCCAGAUCUUGGAUAUACCGGCUUUGCUCGGUAUUUAAUGAAUAGUCGUUCACUCACGAGUAUUAAAGUGAUUGCUCCAAAGCAUGGGCCAGAGGUGGAUGUCCGAACCAUCUGCCAGGCCGUGUCAUAUAACUCGGUUCUGACCCAGCUCGACUUUGAGUUGUCCACACUCAAGGAAGAGUUUGCCGCUCCGAUUGGGAGUUUCCUGCGCUCUACCAAGACCCUCAAAUAUUUCGGCCUCACUUACACUUGUGUCGACGAACGCUACCUCCGCGCUAUUAUUCCGGAUCCUGAGCACUUGUCGGUUCUACAGUCCUACUGCUUGAGGUGUGGCACAAUUCACGUGGACCAGACCAAUCGCAUCAAGCCUUGGAUCCAGGCCCUCUUGCAGGAAAACGAUUCGCUGAAUGAGCUGCGAUUUUCCUUGUUCGGCUUCUGCACGUUGGAAUGCCGCGCAUUCCUAAACGCUCUGUCGCAGAACACCACGCUGAGCAGAGUCACAAUCCACCGCCUGGGCCAGAACGCUUCUGAGUUUUGCAAGUUCCUUACCGCGGCGGGGGUUAUCGACAGAGUGACCACCGACAUUGUUUUCAACGUCGCAUAUCCAAACAGAAUGGUAGCACAUGGAGUAGGCCAGCUUGUGAAUGUGUCGUUCUGUGACCUUGAAAGCACACUCCAUCAAGUGGCCGCGUGCCACCGUGUCACUCACGUAGAGCUGAGGGUCACCUCUUUCCUCUACCAUUCUGGUAUCAUCGAGCCAGCCGCCUCACCACUCAUCCAGCUCAUCCGUAAAGCGCCCGCCUUGGCGACCCUGGUCAUGCUAGUUGACAGCAGCGGCUGCAGUCGGUGCUGGAACGAGUGUGCUCCAUUUUUCUGUGACUCUGUGCUCCACAACACUGCCAUCAUAAACCUGACGGUAAAGUUGCCGCAGCAUCCUUUAAUGACCCUGCUUCCCUUGACCGAUCUGCUGCAACGAAGCCAUGGGCUUUGCCGAUUCACGCUGGAGCCUCCUGGGCCCGAAGCCUUCCGCGAGUUUGUCCGCGAAUUGUCAAAGCCAAAGCUCGAGGACAACUACAACUUGGCUUUCGUGAAUCUCAACCGCAGCGAACCAGAUCUGGUAGCGGAGAGGCUCAUAAUACAGAACGUCGUGGACAGAAACCUCAGCUGGGCGACGCGCGCCGCCGACUUCGUCGUUGGUUAUGCCAACAAGGACACUGCAGAAGCGCUGGAGAAAAUGUACAGUUAUCCGCUCUUGGUGGAAGAACUUUGCGCUCGGCAAGAUAUAAAGAAGCAGCAGGCCCUGGACAAGAUAGCCACGAAAGUGCGUAGCAUGGCAAACCUCAACGAAUUCAUGCGACUCGCCGGCGUGGUUCGUGAUGAGAUCGUCUGCUUUGACUCGGUUGACGGCGCCAAGCAGCUAGACGAUUUGAACGAAUAUUGCCUACGUCACAUCCGGAAGUAUUUGAAGAUAAGCGACAUCAUAAGUUGA